GCAGCGGGCACCGCACUUCAGUCGCGUUCGUGAUGGCGAGGAGUAAGGAGGGAGCUGCCGGCGCUCGGCUGCUGCUAGCGGCGGCGGCGGCAUUAGCCGCCUGCUGCCUCUGCCACGGCCUGCAGCUGUCCGAGCAGGAGAAGAAGUGCGUCGACCAGUACCGCAUCCUCUACCCUGAGGACAACGUGUGUUACAAGCUGGGCAACAAAGGGCCGUGCGAGGACGGCGAGCUGCUGUUCCUGGACGACUCGGAGGCCGACGAAGGAGAACAAGUCAAGCCGACGCCGGUGUGCAAGCAGUGCCGGUGCUGCCACCGCGGCACCACGGCCGUCUACUGGAACGCGACGGGCGAGUGCCUGCUGAGGAUCAGCGAAGGGCCGCGAGUCUGCCCGCACGCGGGCACCGAGCUGCGCGAGGACGCCUUCGGCCUGGGCGAGUGCGCCUGCCUGCCCGGCCACGUGCGGCCCACCGCCCCCGCCGCCGCCGCCAGCGGGGGUGCCAGCAGCGGGGGCUGGGGGGUGCCGCUGUACCUGACGACGGCGCCGCCCCCGCCGGAUGACUCGGGCCGCUGCUGGCCGCUGUUCCGGCGCGGCCCGUGCGCGCGCGGCCAGGUGUUGCUGCCCGGCGGCGACUGCGGCGCCGACGAGUGCCGGCGGGAGAACGCUGGCGGGGGCGGCGCAACGUUCGUGCCGCUGUUCGGCCGCUGCCGCCGCCUGGGCGACACCUGCCCCCGCGCCGGCGUGCCCCCGAACUCGACCGUGGGGAUCAGCUCCUACACCGGCAAUCCGACCUGCGUCGACCGCGACACCAACCCGCUCAACCUGGUGGACGCGCCCGCCAACUGCCCCACGGCCGCCGGUGGCGAGGGCUGCGAGAAGGUGGUCAACGUGCCCAAGGACGGCGACGACUACUACCAGAAGUUGCUCGAGGCGGCCGAAAAGCGCCGCCGCAAGCGCCGCGUGCGCCCCAAUGCCGUAGCUUAGGAACGCCUCGAUGCCGUGACGAGUCGUCGCCUGGCAACGCCUCGAUGCCGUGACGAGCCGUCGCCUGGCAACGCCGCAGUGCAGUACCGAGCCGUCGCCUGGCAACGCCGCAGUGCAGUACCGAGCCGUCGCCUGGCAACGCCACAGUGCAGUACCGAGCCGUCGCCUGGCAACGCCGCAGUGCAGUACCGAGCCGUCGUCUAGCAACGCUGCUGUGGCGCGCGCCGCCGCCCAGCAACGGCGUUGAAUCGUGCCGUCUCCUAGCAACGCCGCGCUCCAGUGCCAUGCGGUCGCCUAGCAACGUCGCCAUGGUGUCGCCUGCAAUACCCUCACUGCAUCGACCACCCCACGAGCAUGGGCCACCAGUAAUCUUGACAUUCCAACUACUGCCCACGCACUCUAAAGCGACUCUCUGCGAUGUGACUGAUGAUAAUAACUCAAUUGAUAAAGAUCGUAAUACAGGGAGCUCUCGAUUAUGCUAAUUAAUAUGGACCCCCGUUAAUCGAAAAUACAUAUUUUAACUCGAAACUGCUACUUCUCAUAUUUGUCUCAUUUGGAAAACAAAAAUACAGCGCUCAUACGGAACUUUACUGACAGCUAUGCUUCCCACACAACAUUCGUGAAUGGAACACUAAAUGGUCCGAAAAUCAUGUGGUAUGAAAACUACCAUCCAUCACACCCCAUAAGGUGGUUUUCAAAGUGCAGAUGUAGAAAAUAAGCAUUUAUUUACAGCAUUACAUUUAAAAGAAACUGUACUUCUGACCACUUGUUUACAGUUCACUUUUGGGAAACAAUCGUCGAUUUUUUUGUUUCUGUUCUUCAGUUAUUUUUUUACUGACUAACGGUUCUCAUUGUUUUCAGAGUGUCAGAUCAUUAUUUCAGUCAAAUUUUGUCCCGCACAUUUCAGCAACAGACCAACGCAUUUGAGAGGUUCUGUGUGCCAGAUAAAAAGUUCCUCCAACGCCUGCUCUUCACUCUCUUUCUCUACAGAACACAGUUUGUUCGCUAUCUCUGCAUCACUUAGCAACUUAAAUCCCACUUCAUAGGCACCGCUAUUUAAACCUAUGCAGAUAUUUUCUUCCGUGCCCUCACAACCAGAAAUCUGUAAUGUCAAUGAAAAUAUUAGUUCUAAUGAGUUUAGCCAACUUCACACUUUUUUGUUGACUAUACAUGAACAGUAUUGAUUAAUUUCCAGUCGCUGCCAGCAUUAACUAGCAAACCCAGCCUUGAUUGAUGAAGACAGAUGCUACAUAAGAGCUGAAACUUUAUGAUUAGAUUUGAAAUUAUUAUUUUUUUACACGUUCGACACGUUCUCAUCAGCUACCUCCCCGAGAGUCUUCCUGGAGUGCCCCAAUCGUGUGUGUGUGUGUGUGUGUGUGUGUGUGUGUGUGUGUGUGUGUGUGUGUGUGUGUGUAGAUACACAUACGUACACAACAGUUUCACAGGUAUUGUAGAAGAGACACUAUACAUGGUUGCCAAUGGAAUGUGAGCUCAAUCUCUAUGUCGUCAUUAAACGGUAAUUUAUGUUUUGUUUCUGUCGUUUCGGGAAACUGUUUGCUGUUUACCUCAGAGGCCGUUAUACUACCUACAUACAUCCAUUUGCUGCAUGGAGUAACUGUCUUCAUAUUUAGUACUAUUUAAAUGUAUGUAAUUUAUAAGUCAGUGCUAUAGUUAUGAGGAAAGUUUACAGGCCCAUAAUCAGUAAAAUGAGUUUCUUAAAAUUAUUUCUGCACUCCUGAUGACAUUGCUAAACCGAAAUACCAGUGUGGGAUUGGUGCUUGCAUAGUUGCUGCGUUUGACGAAUAGAUUCACAUGUGUGAGUAACUUCAUCAGAAAAAGACUGUGAUAAUUUUACAGAAACCUUGAACCACAACAUUUAUUUAUUUUCGCUACCAAGUUCAAUAAAGCAAGUAGAUUACCUGGA
Messenger RNA from Schistocerca serialis cubense, 2907 nucleotides. RefSeq lists its product as uncharacterized. Bases 33 to 983 code for a protein of 316 amino acids. The record is from RefSeq and is a predicted model, not a curated record. NCBI's taxonomy places the organism in Eukaryota, Metazoa, Arthropoda, Insecta, Orthoptera, Acrididae. The transcript has 2 exons.